Molecule: messenger RNA, 7057 nt
Organism: Vombatus ursinus (common wombat)
Lineage: Eukaryota; Metazoa; Chordata; Mammalia; Diprotodontia; Vombatidae
Product: CD302 antigen
Exons: 36
Coding region: 57-5285 (1742 amino acids)
Molecular function (GO): signaling receptor activity
Source: RefSeq, a predicted model, not a curated record
UGGGUGUUGUAGCUUCCCUGAGUGUCUUGCUGGGCGAGUUGCUCCAGCAAGUGAGGAUGGGAACGCGCCUGGUGACCCCAACUAGGGGCCACCCUCACGUCUGUUUGCUAUUUCUCCUGGUCGUCUGGUUCUUAGUGGAAUGGGUGUCCCCUGACUUCACAGAUAAUGGCCCAUUUACCAUCCGCCAUGAAAGCACUGGCAAAUGCCUUAAAACUGUGAAUGGUUUGGUAGUAGCAGUAAACUGCAAGAAGACCAAUGAUAUGCAAUGGAAGUGGGUAUCACAGCAUCGCCUCUUCCAUGUGGAAUCCCAGAUGUGCCUUGGAAUAGAUAUUGCCAAACCUAAAGAUUCCUUGAAAAUGUUCAGCUGUGAUUCAAAUGCCAUGUUAUGGUGGAAAUGUGAGUAUGGUUCUUUGUACAGUGCUUCCCAGUACAGACUGACUUUGAAGGAUGGACAAGUGACAGCACAUGUAAAUUCGUCAGAUAUUUGGAAGAAAGGAGACUCUGAUGAACACCUUUGUGACCAGCCUUACCAUGUGAUAUAUACUCGGGAUGGGAACUCUUAUGGGAGGCCUUGUGAGUUUCCUUUCUUAAAUGAUGGUGUCUGGCAUCACAAAUGCAUUAGUGAUGGAAAUCAUAAUGGGACAUGGUGUGCUACAUCUUUAAAUUAUCCAUAUGACCAGAAGUGGGGAAUUUGCUUAAAACCAGAGGAUGGCUGUAAAGAUAAUUGGGAAAAGAAUGAGCAAUUUGGAAGUUGCUACCAGCUUAAUACCCAGGCAGCUCUUACGUGGAAGGAAGCAUUAAUUUCAUGUCAGAAUCAAGGAGCAGACUUAGUAAGCAUCUCAAGUGCAGCUGAAUUAAUUCAUCUAAAAGAUAAAGAGGGGAUUCCAAAAAUGUUCUGGAUUGGUUUAAAUCAACUAGACAAUUCAAAAGGUUGGGAAUGGUCUGAUCACACCCCAUUAAAUUUUCUCAACUGGAAUCCAGAAAUUCCCAGUUCAUCUACAGUAGGUGGCUCAAGUUGUGUAAUAAUGAAUGCUGACUCGGGCCAGUGGCACAGUUUUCCGUGUGAAGCUCAGUUCCCUUAUGUCUGCAAGAAGCCACUUAAUGAAACAUCGAAGUCAUCAGAUGUUUGGACAUAUUUAGAGACCCACUGUGAUCCAGGCUGGCUGCCAAACAAUGGCUUUUGCUAUCUGCUGGUAAAUGAAAGUGGUUCCUGGGAUGAGGCAAAUGCAGAAUGCAUAUCCAACCACAGUAACCUAAUCAGCAUGCAGUCUUUAGCAGAUGUGGAAUUAGUUGUCAGAAAGCUCCAUGAAGGAGAAACCAAAGAAGAAAUAUGGACAGGUCUUAAGAAUAAUGAUACACCAGCUUUAUUUAAGUGGUCAGAUGGCACUGAAGUGACUCUUACUUACUGGGACCAAAAUGAACCAAAUAUUCCCUACAAUAAAACUCCUAACUGUGUUUGCUAUUCAGGAAAGUUAGGUCACUGGAGAGUCCAGUCCUGUGAAAAGAAACUCAAGUAUGUAUGCAAGAAAACAGGAAAGACGAUCAAUGAAACAAGAUUGGAUAAGGACUGCCCUCAAGAAGAGGGCUGGGAGAGGCAUGGAGAAGCAUGUUACAAGAUCUUUAAGGAUGAGGUCCCCUUUGGAACUCACUGCAAUCUCACAAUAACUAGCAGAUUUGAGCAAGAAUUCUUAAACAACAUGAUUAAAAAGUACAGUAAAGGUGGAGGAAAAUUCUUUUGGGCUGGCUUGAGAGAUGAAGAUUCACGAGGAGAAUAUAGAUGGGCCAGUGUAGAUGGGAUGAAGCCAGUUGUGACCUACGUAAACUGGAAUUCUCUUGAGCCAGCUUCACCAGGUGGAUGUGUAGCUCUUGCAAGUGGAAAUUCACUUGGAAAAUGGGAGGUCAAGGAUUGUAAAAGCUUCAAAGCCCUUUCUAUUUGCAAGAAAAGAAUUGGGCCCCCAGAGCAUGAGGAAGCAGUUCCUAAACCUGAUGAUCCCUGUCCCAGUGGAUGGCACAGUUUACCAACAGGGCUUUCCUGUUAUAAGCUGUUUCACAAAGAGAGAGUUGUAAGAAAAAGAACUUGGGAAGAGGCUGAAAGAUUUUGCGAAGCACUUGGAGCACAUCUUCCUAGUUUUAACCAAAUGGAGGAGAUGAAGGAAUUUCUUAGUUUUCUAAAGAGCCAGCUAAGUGACCAGCGUUGGAUAUGGGUAGGAUUAAAUAAAAGGAGUCCAGAUUCUCAAGGAUCAUGGCAAUGGAGUGACAGUACACCGGUAUCUACUGUGGUCAUAUCAAAUGAGUUUCAGGAAGAUUAUGACAUCAGAGAUUGUGCUGCUUUCAAGGUCAGCCAAAUGCAGUGGAGAAGACGUUGGUAUUUGUAUGAAAACGGGGACUUGAUUAUUUACUUAAGACCUUUUGCUUGUGAUAUAAAACUUGAAUGGGCAUGCCAGAUACCAAAAGGAUAUACUCCGAAGACACCAGAGUGGUUCAACCCUGAUCGGGCUGGAAUUCAUGGACCUCCAGUUGUUAUUGAAGGCAGUGAAUAUUGGUUUGUUCCCAAUACUCACUUGAACUAUGAUGAAGCAGUCCUAUAUUGUGCAAGUAAUCAAAGCUCUCUUGCUUCUCUGAAGUCUCUCACAGCACUAAAUGCCAUCCGAGACAAAAUUGCAAAUCUAUCUAAUGACCAACAAAAGUGGUGGAUUAAAAGUCUCAAUAACCUAAGAAGUUAUCAUGAUAUAAGCUUUCACAUGUGGCAUCGUUUUCCUAUGAUAUAUGAAAAGGAGUGCUGGUCCGUCUCUUCCAAGAAUUGGUUUAGAGACUUAAACAAGCCAUCACACUGCAGAAUCAAGCUUCCUUUCAUAUGCGAAAAAAAUAUCAUAUCUUCAUUAGAGAAAUAUACUCCACAGUCAGCUUCUAAAGUCCAGUGUUCUGGGGAAUGGAUUUCAUUUAAGGAUAAGUGUUUUCUAAAGAUUAAACCAAAGCUUUGUACAUUUUUUGAAGCUAAGGAAGCUUGUCAUACCUAUGGCGGUACCCUUCCUUCAGUCCUGAGCCAAAGUGAACAAGACUUUAUUACAUAUUUACUGCCCGACUUGGGAGAUAAUGUUUGGAUUGGUUUGUCCAGAAGCACCACGACAAAGAUGAGUAAAUGGACUGAUAAUAACAGGCUGUUAUACAGUAACUUUCACCCAUUAUUGCAGGGACGGGAGCAAAGGAUACCAAUGGAUUUUUUUGAUGAAGACGCAAACAGCCAUUGUGCUGUGAUGCUCAACCUUCAGAAUUCGACGUUAACUGGGACAUGGAAUUUAACUUCCUGUCAAGAACAGCAUAAUUUAUCUCUAUGUCAAAAAUAUUCAGAAAUUCAAGAUAAUCGCAUGUUGCCAAACACCUCUAGCAUUAUAAAGUAUCAAGAUUAUUCCUACAAAAUAAUCCUGAAAGCGAUGACUUGGUAUGAGGCCCUGAAGGAGUGCCAAAACGAAACCAUGCAGUUAGUGAGCAUCACAAAUCCUUAUCAACAAGCUUUCCUUACUGUGCAGACUGUUCUCAGUAAUUCGUCAUUGUGGAUUGGACUCUCAAGCCAAGAUGAUGAACUCAACUAUGGCUGGUCAGAUGGAAAACAUUUCAGCUUUAGCCGCUGGUCUGAAAAUAGUGUACAACUUGAAGACUGUGUAAUUUUGGACACUGAUGGUUUCUGGAAAGCUUCUGGCUGCAGAAGCAUCCAGUCGGGGGCUAUCUGUUAUACCUCAGGAAAUGAGGCAGAAAAAGAGGUAAAGAAAGCUGACACGGUUAAAUGUCCAUCUACGGUUCUCAAUACACCUUGGAUACCAUUUCAGAACAGUUGCUACAAUUUCAUGAUUGCCAAAAAUAGGUUCCUAGCAGUAACAUAUGAUGAUGUGCAACUUAAAUGUCAGAAUCUAAAUCCAAAGGCACACGCUCUGAGUAUUCGAGAUGAGAGAGAGAAUGACUUUGUUCGUGAACAGCUUCUGUACUUCAAUUAUAUGGCUUCCUGGAUAUUGUUGGGUAUAACUUAUGAUGAUGACUCUUUAAAGUGGUCUGACAAGACUGCCUUGUCCUAUACAAACUGGAAAACAGGAAGACCAACUAUAAAAAACAAGAAAUUUUAUGCUGGCUUGAAUACUGAUGGUGUCUGGGAUAUCUACCUUUAUAAUAGUGUCGAAGAAGCUCUUUAUUUUCACCAACGCAGCAUUCUUGCCUGUAAAAUUGAAACAGUUGACUACAAGGAAGAAUACAAUCGUACCCUGCCACAAUUAAUUCCAUAUGAAGAUUCUAUAUAUAAUGUUGUUCAAAAAAAAUUCACAUGGUAUGAAGCAUUGAAAGAAUGUUCCCAAAACGAGAGCUCUUUAACAAGUGUACAUGACAAAAACGGUCAACUCUUUUUGGAGGAUCUUGCAAAACGUGAUGGAUUUCCAUUAUGGACUGGACUGUCAAGUCACGAUGGAAAUGACUCAACUUUUGAGUGGUCUGAUGGAAGCACAUUUGACUAUAUUCCAUGGAAGGAACAAUAUUCUACAGGAAAUUGUGUUGUCUUGGAUCCUAAAGGAAUUUGGAGACAUGAAAAAUGCAGCUCUGUUAUGGAUGGUGCUAUUUGUUAUAAACCUAAAAAAGGGACGCAUCAUGGUAUAAUGGCAAGCACAUCAGCUCUCUAUUUAGAAGACCUAGCUAAAAAGCAAACUCUUCAAAAAUACUCAUCACGAUGUCCAUCACCCAAAGGGACUCCAUGGAUUCCAUUUGGAGAUUCCUGUUAUACCUUUGAGAAGGCAUUGCACAAUUUCUCUGAGGCCAAACAACUCUGUUCAGAACUUGAUAGUGCAGCAACCAUUGUUAACAUAAAAAAUGAAGAUGAGAACAUGUUUGUGAGCAGAAUGAUAAGAGAACAUAAUUAUGUCACGAUGAGAGUUUGGCUUGGAUUAUCUCGACACUCUAAUGAUGAGUCUUGGAGUUGGUUGGAUGGUUCAGUAGCAGAGUAUGUUAAAUGGGGAAAUGAAAGUACCAAUAUUGGUGGAAAUUGUAGCAUCUUGCUGGCCUCAAGUGAAACAUGGACUAAAGUUAAAUGUGACCAAGGCCAUGGAAGAGUCGUCUGCAAAGUCCCUAUGGGAACAAACUACAAAGGAGUGGCUAUAGCAAUUGCUGUUAUGACUUUCUUAGCUUUGGUUUGUGUGCUGAUGUGGUACCUCUACCAAAAGAAACGUUUUCACUGGGCUGGCUUCUCUUUGGUGCACUUUGACCAUGGGGUGAAUGAAGAUGAGAUUAUGCUUCCAUCAUUCCAUGACUGAAUUAUUCUAAAAGCUUAUUGAUUUGCCGUUUGUUGAAGAAAAGUAGGUUUUCAAAUAUAUUGCAAGGAGUAUGUGUCUACUUCACAUGGACCAAAUUUGAAGCCUUUAGGAACAUUUUAGGUCUCUAAACUUUGAUUGAUUGUUUUUUUUUUAAUGUUCAUACAGUCACAUGCCAUUUUUUAUUAUUUUAAUGAUUAGAGUGGUAAGACUAGAAUGAAAAAACUGAAUUGCAAAUAGGACAGUUAGUUUAAUGGACAUCUGAGCUAACCAUGUUACUAUAGAGGAUAUAGAAUACACAAGAAAAUGAAUGAAUGCUAUUGUGCUAGGUCACAUCUCUAAUUGGUGGAAAAACUGAAGGUAGAAGUUGCAUUGUAUUAGAACAUUCUGGCUUGUCAACAAUGUAAUUUCCACAUAUGCAAUCAAUUUACUACCGGUAUACACUGGUUAGUACAACAAAGUGUAUAAUCAGGGAGCAACCAAAUUUAAACAUGACCAGAGAUGUGUGGUUUUUUUCCUCUAUUUUUAGUCAUUUUCCUCAGGAUUAAGAGGUAGACGUUAAAGACAGGGAGAAGGGGAAAAGGGCAAGAUCUUUUCCCAAGGUGAAACAAUAAACAAUGACUGACUCAUGCUUUGUAAAAGUGUCAACUUUUAGCAAGCUGCUUCUUAUGCUACACAUUUUGAUGAUAACUAAGAUUUCUUUCAUCUCAAAAAUCCCUCUCUUAUUCAUAAUUUUACUUAGAAUGACACAGCUUUUAACCUUAGGAAGGCUUUGGUUCUUCAUUUCCUAAAGUAUGGGGGAAAAACACUAUGGGCAUUUAGAUGGGUAUUUAGUGUUCACCCCAUUACUAUGACAGUGUUUUUAUAUAAUUAUAUAUGUACUGACAGUCAUUGUUUCCCAUUAGAGGGAACCACCUACAGAAACAACUGGAAAAUGAGACAUGGUAUACCUCACUGGGCUAAUUUUUAAGACAAUUUUGACUGAGACUGCUCUCCUGCUUCCCCACCACACCCUAAAAAAAAAACUAAGAACAUCAGUGAAUAAGCAUUUAUUAAAUGUGUAUCAUGUUCCAGGGGCUGUGCUGAGCACUGGGUAUACAAAGAAAGGCAAAAGCAGUAUCUGCCCGUAGAAAGCUCCCAUUCUAAUUGGGGAGGAGGCAGCAAGUAAAUAUGUAGAUGGUAUAUACAAGAUAACCUUAAAGGGGAAAUUAGGGCAAUGAAGAGAAUAAUGGAUGUAUCCUAUACCUGUGAACAUAGAUAGAUUGAGAUUUAAAAUAUUACUACAAUUCCUAAUAUAAUAUUUAAUAUCAUAAUUUGUCAAGGAACAUUAAUUUUCUAUGGUUAAUGCUGUAACAUUUUAUAAUUUGGCAUCUAGUUCUAAUAAUGGCACCCUCUGGAAAUGCUAAUUUUGUAUAAAUGUUUUAUUCAGUAUUCUACUUAUAAAUAUUUGCACUUCUGAGAAUUUUUGUGUACAAAUAUGCAUAGUUUUAUUUUAUAGCUUGCUCCCAAGGCUAUUAAAUUAUGUUAAAGUUGUGAAUAGUUUUCUAAAUAAGUCUUAAUAUAUUCUGCAAAUAUCUUGUUUUAUUGGAAUACACAAAUGCCUUAAGUCCAUCAUACUAGUUUCUUUGCCCCAGAAAUAGUACAACAUAGCAUCUGAGUCUAUAUCAUUGAAAGAGCUAAGAUAAUAAUGUAUUUGUGGGAGAUGUGCAAAUAUGUACAGUAACAAUGACUUACAGAGUUUUUCUUAAUAAAAAAUUUGGAAUUCUUUUAGAAAA